AUGCCCAUUGACCGAGAUCAGGUAGAACACAUCGCCGCCCUGGCCCGCAUCGCCCUCACCGACGCGGAGAAAGAGGCCUUCGCGCGCCAGCUUUCCGACAUCCUGGACCAGUUCGAGGUCCUGCAGACCCUGGACACCGCCGGAGUCGAACCCACCGCCCACGUCGCCGGCCUCGACACUGUGCUCCGCGACGACGAGCCCGCCGACAGCCUCGACGCCGAGGACACCCUGCUCAACGCCCCUCGUCGUCGCGGCGACCUGUUCCAGGUCCGCGCCGUGCUGGACGAAUGA
This is a messenger RNA of Geodia barretti, 291 nucleotides long. NCBI's taxonomy places the organism in Eukaryota, Metazoa, Porifera, Demospongiae, Tetractinellida, Geodiidae. The record is from the annotation of a GenBank genome assembly.